Clarias gariepinus (North African catfish) is the source of this 3525-nucleotide messenger RNA. RefSeq names its product angiotensin II receptor, type 1b (gene agtr1b). The transcript has 2 exons. Gene Ontology annotation, molecular function: angiotensin type II receptor activity. Gene Ontology annotation, biological process: G protein-coupled receptor signaling pathway; regulation of vasoconstriction; immune response. NCBI's taxonomy places the organism in Eukaryota, Metazoa, Chordata, Actinopteri, Siluriformes, Clariidae. The record is from RefSeq and is a predicted model, not a curated record. The coding region runs from base 335 to 1438 and encodes 367 amino acids. Gene Ontology annotation, cellular component: membrane.
UUGUGGGGGAGGUCAGUGGAUUAAGUUCAUCAUUGCUUGUGUCCGGGAGGUGAAGACACAGUGUGUGUGAGUGUGUGAGUGCAUGUGUGUGUGGAAGCCUGACAGGUGUUUUUGUUGCUCAUCUGGAUUUCGUGCUCCAAUUUAGGUUAAGGAAACGUAUUCAUCUGAAGCUCCUUCACGUGGACGCUCUCAGUCUCCAGCUCCUUGUAGCAUUGGGAGACGGCAAGGCCUCAGAACUGCGGUGGAAAAGUGAUCGGCCGGAUGCACCCCAUGGAUGCAGCAUCCAGUUUGCAAACGUAGGCUCUUACAACCUUGAAAAACCAUAAACACAGGAAUGGAGAACCCGACAGUGGAAUCGAAUGAGACUUUGUCACUAAAGUGCAACAUGACCGGCAGCCACAAAUUCAUCUUCACAUUUGUUCCCGUCGUCUACGCUUGCAAUUUCGUAAUUGGGAUAGUGGGGAACAGCAUGGUGGUGGCUGUUAUUUAUCGCUACAUGAAGCUGAAGACUGUAGCCAAUGUGUUUGUGCUCAAUUUGGCUGUAUCGGAUCUUACCUUCCUCGUCACGUUGCCCAUGUGGGCCACAUUUACUGCCCUGGGUUACAACUGGCCGUUUGGAAGUUUCCUGUGCAAGGCCAGUGCAGGCCUGGCUAUUUUCAAUCUCUACACUAGUAUAUUCUUUCUGACGGCGCUCAGCGUGGAUCGAUACUUGGCCAUCGUUCACCCAGUGGGUUCACGGCAGCGGCGCACUCUGCUCUACGCCCGUCUUACCUGCGUGCUGCUGUGGGUAUUUGCCUUCGUUCUGAGCAUGCCUACUGCUCUAAGCAGGGACACCAUGAUGGUCAAGGAUCACCCCGCCACACUCUGUGGAAUCUUGCAGCGAGCAGAUCACAAGCAGCUCAACCUUCUGGUGUCUCUCAGCAUCCUUAAGACUGUUUUAGGGUUCCUGGUGCCCUUCCUCAUCAUCAUCACCUGUGACUGCCUGAUGGGUUGCGCCCUGUUGAAAGCCAAAGGCUUGCUGAGGAAAAGCGCACGUUCCCGAGAAGACGAGACUCUGCGUAUGCUAGUUGCUGCGGUCCUGGCCUUCUUCGUAUGCUGGGCUCCUCACCAGAUCUUCCACUUUAUGGAGCUUCUGGCAAUGCUAGGGGUGGUGAAAGACUGCCACGUCCUGGACGUCAUCGACACGGCCAUGCCCUUCAGCGUAUGCCUGGCUUACUUUAACAGUUGUGUCAACCCCAUCCUAUAUGGUUUCGUGGGCCACAACUUUCGCAAGAACCUCCUGAGGCUGCUGCACUGUGAGGGGGGUUCUGUUGUAAGAAACUCCAGUAUCAGUACCAAGAUGACUGCAAUGUCCACCAGAGCUUCUCAAGUGCUGCAUUUGUCCAGUAAGAAAAGCUCUGAGUGUAACGCUAACACAGUGGAAGACCCAAAGACCUAGUUCAAUCAGAACACCGGGAAGGUCAUCUUUCUCGUUUCAUCUCAUUAGCAUUUGGAAGAUCUUCAUUAAAUUAAAAAAGACAGAUCUUGAGAUAAAGGUUACAAUGAAACCCUAACUGAAUCAUGAAGUUUGAAUUAAGUGUGCUUUAAUCCAGAAAUGACUUACAAUCCAACAUCUUGAUGAAUGUAUGGAAGUCUGUAUUGAAGGUUAAUAGUAUUAUAGUGAAAGUGAGAUGUGUUGAGUUGUUUGUGCCUGGGUUAAGAGGGCAAUGUCCCAUAAGCAAACUUGGAACUUAGAUAUGAGUUUAAACACGUCAAGCACCACAUAUAGGCUUUUUCCUUAUAUAUAUCUAUCUUGUCUAAAAAUUGAGCAGGUAGCAGAGGCCAGUUUUGUGUAUGUUUAAAUCAAGGUAAUGUGUGUUGCUUAUAACUGUGGUUUGCAGUGUUGCUAGGAGUGUGAUUGUCAUAAAAUUUCAGCACUUGUAACAAAACAUAAAAUAAUAUGACAUUUAAGAUCAAGUAUGAUCUCGAUGGAGGAAAAAAAAAAGGAAAGAAAUCAGGGAAAGUAUGCUUGUCUGCUGGUCUAAUAGGAUUCCACUGUCAUAUCUGGCAACCCUGGUGACAGCGCAUAAGUCAUACUCAUCAGGUUUUACUCACAUAUAUGAAAUUUAAGAUAUUAUACAGAUCACAACACAUCAGCUGAAGAUGAUUGCAAGGCGAAGGAUCGUGGUUGUAUGAAGUUGAUCCUCUUAUUAUCGAUUACUAUUAUCAUUCCUUGACCCAUUAUCAUAACAGCACUGUUUCCAUGGCAACUAAGACAAUAAAGAGCAGCUACUGUACAUUAGUCUUAAAUAUUUAAAAUAAACCUACCUAAACCCUCUCGCACAUCUAUUAAAGAGUUAUCUCGAAUUCCAGUAGAUCUUCGUCUAUUUUUAAUGCAAGGUUAUGUACGUGCGUAGUAACGAAUGUCCUUCUUACGGUGUUAUUACUGUAUCAAAGUUGGCUAGCCUGUUGGGAAAACAAAUGUUUGCAACGUCCAGAAUAUUUUACUUUCUAGAUAUGCAAGCAAGCAGUCGUCUAGUGCAAAGUUAUUACAAUCAGGGAUCACUUUUACAAGCAAAACAUGAACAAUAUUUAGGUAUGUCAUUUAAAUAGGAACAAUAAUAUUGAGGAGCCAGAAAGUUUUUAUUGCAAGCCAUAUGACCUGAUUUAACAAAACCUUACAUUUCACUAGACAUGAUUUAUUGUUAUAAUAAUUAUCAUAAUUGUGGGUUGUGGUUAUGAAAAUAAGGGAAAAUCACAGACUGCCGUUACUCCACAAACCCCAUUCUGAGAAUCUAGAAUGUUCUUAUAAAAUGACCUCAAAUAAUAAUGAGAAGUUUUGGACAUAUUCAAAAAUCCACCAGGAUUUUAAACAUCAAAUGGAUAGUCUGUACAGUAUGUACUACAUUUAUAGCUUUAUUGGUCUUAAAAUCUUUGGAGCACUUUUUUUUUUUUUUUUACUUGUUAACUCCACCCCCAUCCAUUAUUCCUUCUUAGAACAUACAGCAGCCAAGAUCAGCAGUUCAUCAAUCUUAUUUUAGCAGCUAGAUAACCUUGAAGAGAAAGAGUGAAAAGUGAUUGCACUAUACACAGUAGUAAAGUUCGGCUUUCAAAAGGUUAAGAUAUACAGCCAAAAAUUAAGUUUUUUAUUUUAACUGACAUUACAAAUAACUUUUAUUUUGGCAUAUCAUGUACUACGAUUAUAGAUCCAAACAAUUUACAGGUUUAUGAUACAUGUACUGUAUAAACACUGGCUUAUCAAUUUAGAAGUAGAAGAAAAAGAAAAUUGUCUAUUUUAGUGUCUUUUUUAUUCCAUUUUAUAAGUCAAUUUCUCCAUAAUAAUACAGUAUAUUACAAAUUAUGCAGUUAUGUCCUGAAAGUAAAAGUAAUGCAAAGUAAAGUAAACGUGCAAUUUGUGCUAAAAAAAAAAAGUUAUGCCCAAUUUUGCAUUAAUUUUGGUACAGUGCAAAAUUUAGUAAAAUAUAUUAAAUAUAAAUAAAGGUAUCUAGUAAUUCCUAUUAUAAGACUAAUUAUAGUCUACGUAUA